Messenger RNA from Siniperca chuatsi (mandarin fish), 1432 nucleotides. It is a transcript of the gene rmi2, whose product is annotated as RecQ mediated genome instability 2. Bases 124 to 564 code for a protein of 146 amino acids. The transcript is spliced from 2 exons. Gene Ontology annotation, cellular component: nuclear speck; cytosol. Gene Ontology annotation, biological process: regulation of sister chromatid segregation; negative regulation of double-strand break repair via homologous recombination; maintenance of rDNA. The record is from RefSeq and is a predicted model, not a curated record. NCBI's taxonomy places the organism in Eukaryota, Metazoa, Chordata, Actinopteri, Centrarchiformes, Sinipercidae.
GUUUGUUGCUGCCGGAAAAAUAAACCCACAACUUCCGGCAUAAUUUAACGCUUGGCGGGACGCGGUAAUGAAUGCAGAGCGUUCCAGCCUUGGACAACCGUUAAAAGACACCAGCAGUUGGUAAUGUUCACAACGAUGAACACAACCGUAGAGAGGAAACGCCCGCCGCCCGUUAAAGUAUUGUCCGGUCAGCUGAGGACGGCAGAGAGCCGGGGGGCAGCUGACAGCGGAAAUGGAUGUGUUAUCAAGCUGGGCAGGGGUCGCUCUCUGCUGGUCUCACUGGUGUGGAUGCAGGGAACUGUACUGGAGGUCCAGCUGGACAGAAACACCGUGCUGCUGAUGGAUGAGACGGGCACCUUUGCUGUUCAAGGCGUCAACAACAUCCCCAAAGGGAAACCAUGUUUGUCCCAAGGCAAAUAUGUCAUGGUGAUGGGUGUCAUCCAGGCCGUCUCUCCGGAGCCAGUCAUCCGUGCAGUGAAGAUGGCAGACCUCUCUGAUCUCAGCACGCUUCACAGACGGAUGUGGAAGCUGGAGGUGGAGGACUUGCAGCAGGUGCUGGCCUGAAUGCGGAGCUGUUGGUGGAAAUGUUGCCUUGCUGGUGGCAGGACGACCUGCGCCUGUCAUGUGUGUCCAGCUGUGUAUUCAGUGUUGAAGUGAUUCUUGACAAAUGGAAAAACUACCUCACAGGACUGAACAGCAGGUUCCCCUAGAUGUCGGGCUCCUGACUGGGAGGUAUGAUGUGAGAGUGACAAAGACUUUGACAUGAGAAAACAGUAUUUACACUGUGAAGUGUGAUGCUUAAGUAACAGAAGUCAUUUCCCACUUGGCUCCUACUCUAAGCAGUUCAGGGUCUUGUACAGAAGAAGUGGACCUGUAGGGCUUAAUGCUGGCUUGAUAGUUCUGCGUUCUGAGGAUUUACAGCAGCACACAUGUAGCUGAAGUGCACCUCCUCAGGACAAUUGCUAACAGGUAAAACCUAGGUUAUGAGUGCUCCAGCCUUCCUUAAAUUGUUACCUGUAUAAUUGAUCUGGUAAUGCUUGGGGAGAAAAAUAACACCCAGAUAUGGAGACCUCUUGUAUCAUAGACUAAUCUUUGGAAAUGUCAGAUUAUACCAUUAGCAUCAUCUGUGUAAUAAUUUGGUAUUCUUUUAGAGCACAUAGAAGAUGUGAGAUGGUUGUACAAAUCUUAAAUAAAGAUGGCUCAGAUUUUCAAGUACUCUGCUGACUAAAACUGAAUUUAAAUAUACAUCAGGAUUGACAAAUUGAGAUUGUAUUAGAAAAACCUGUUUUUUGAGGACACAAUUUUAAGCUCCAUCUUGAUUGUGCAGAAAAUUAAAUCGCAAUGAAAUGUUUCAGUUAAUUUCUGCCUGUGACAGAGUGAUGAAAUGUAACAAGUACAAUACUUGAGUAAAUAAAGUUUUUAGGUGCUUGUA